UCCUCCAUUCUGUGCAUGCACCCCCCUGCCCCUAAGCAUAGGAUCAUUGUCCCUGUUCCUGGAAUUCCUUGCCUGCUUCCUUAUUCCGCUGCCCACAUCUCCAGCUACUUGGACUUAGGAUGUAAACUUCAUCUAACAUUUUUUAUUUUUACUAUUAUUUUGGGGGCUAUUGAUGGUUUUUGUUGCCCCUUUGAGGCAGUGAGGGGAGUUCUGUAUUGUGCCCCCCACUCAAUGACAGAGGUUGGAGAGUUUGAGGCUACCCCUGGAUGCUGGUGGUAUUAAAUGUUUUGAUGUACCGCACUCUCUACAAAGAAACACCGGGCCGGAACAAUGCAACGUAGUACGCAGUAUCGAAUAUCUCAUUUACUUCUCUUCAUAUCCAUGUUAGCCUGUGGAGGCGGCCAUGCGCAGGCACAGAGAGCAGGCUGCAAGAACGUCCAUUACGAUCUGAUCUUCCUCUUGGAUACGUCUUCAAGCGUGGGCAAAGAGGACUUCGAGAAGGUGCGCCAGUGGGUCGCCAACCUGGUGGACACGUUCGAGAUCGAGGCGGAUAAAACCCGCGUGGGGGUCGUCAGAUAUAGCGGAAAGCCCAGCACGGAGUUCGACUUGGGACGAUACCAAACGCGCGAUGAAGUGAAGAACGCGGCGAGGAAUAUUAAAUAUUACGGCGGGAAUACAAACACGGGAGAUGCCCUGAGAUACAUCACCAGGUACAGUUUCUCGGAGGAAGCCGGUGGUAGACCAAGCGACAGAGCCAUCAAGAAAGUGGCCAUCCUUUUGACUGACGGUAGGAGCCAGGAUCUGGUCUUAGAAUCGGCGACCUCAGCGCAUAAAGCUGGCAUUAGGAUUUUCGCCGUCGGCGUUGGGGAAGCCCUGAAAGAGGAAUUGGAUGAGAUCGCCUCCGACCCCAAGUCAGCCCACGUGUUCCACGUCUCUGACUACAACGCCAUCGAUAAAAUACGAGGAAUCUUGAGAAGGCGACUCUGCGAAAAUGUCCUUUGUCCGAAUGUUAAAAUCGAGGGCGAACGUUUCAAGCAUACGAAUGGAGAAAAAGAUGAAAUUCCAGGUUUCGAUCUCAUGGAUUUAUUCAACGUGAAAGAAAUAUUUGGAAUGAAAGAGAAUGAAGUCCAAAGCUCCUACGUACGCCUGGGAACCUUCCCCAUCGUCCAGCAGACUGAGGACAUAUUCCCGCAGGGCUUGCCUGACGAAUACGCGUUUGUGACCACAUUCCGAUUCCGGAAGGCAUCAAGGAGAGAAGAUUGGUAUAUCUGGCAAAUCAUCGACAAGUACGGCAUCCCGCAGGUAUCGUUACGAUUAGACGGAGAGAAUAAAGCCCUGGAAUACAGUUCUGUGGGGGUCGCCCAGGAUGCCGUGAAAACGGUCUUUCGUAGCGCGCAAGUCAGCAACAUCUUUGACCGGAACUGGCACAAGAUCGCCCUCAGCGUCCAGUCCAAGACCGUGUCCUUGUAUAUCGACUGCCAGCUGGUAAUGACUUUGCCCAUCGAAGAAAGGGAGAACAUCGACAUCCAAGGAAAGACUGUGAUCGGCAAGCGCCUCUAUGACAGCGUCCCCGUCGAGUUUGAUCUCCAGCGGAUUGUUAUAUACUGUGAUUCGCGCCACGCGGAGCUGGAGACCUGCUGCGAUAUCCCCAACGGGCCGUGUGUCGUAACAGUUGUUACCGAGCCACCCCCACUGCUGACGACACCUACCGGGGUAGAACAGAGGGGCACGGAAAAUACCAUCAGCUGUGCAAAUUGCCCUUUCGGAGAAAAGGGAGAGCAGGGACUUCCUGGUCCAUCAGGUCCAAAGGGAGAAGCGGGGACUGCUGGAUCACCGGGCCCAAAGGGAGAGAAGGGUGAACCCGGACGAGUUCAGGCUGCAAAAGGAGAAAAAGGAGAUCAGGGUGAAGAAGGGAAAGUAGGACCUCCAGGCAGUAAAGGUGAAAGAGGAGAGAAGGGGUCCCUGGGUCUCCCUGGUCCUUUUGGAAGAGAUGGGGCAAAAGGAGAGAGGGGAGAUAAAGGCGAGAAUGGUGAAAUUGGGAUAGCUGGCCCCCCCGGUCCCAUGGGAUUAGAAGGACCCAGGGGACCAGAGGGCCCACCAGGCCAAACCGGAUCGCCGGGCUUACAAGGUGAAAGAGGAGAGAGGGGUUCAAGAGGAGAAAAGGGGGAGAGAGGAAUUGAUGGAUUUCCUGGAAAGCCGGGGUCCGAGGGCAGAGAAGGUCUUAAAGGCAGCGCUGGACCACCCGGUGUCGCGGGCGUUAAAGGAGACAGGGGUGACAAAGGAGAAGCUGGACCACCAGGACUGCCGGGGAAUGUUGUCCAGAUGGAAGGACUAAGAGGUGAACAGGGAUUGCCUGGUCCUCGAGGGCCGCAGGGUCCUAUUGGACCACCUGGAGCAGUUGGACCCGAAGGACCUAAAGGAAGCCCUGGACUGCCAGGUCUCGAAGGACAAAGGGGGCCGAAAGGAGGAGAUGGUUUGCCGGGAGUGGAUGGCCUUCCUGGACCUCAAGGACCCCCAGGGCCGCCUGGAGUUACUGGACCGCCAGGAGAUACAGGUCUUCAAGGCUUGCCGGGUGAAAUAGGCUUCCCUGGAAAACCAGGAAAAAUUGGAUUAACGGGAGCGCCUGGAAAAGCUGGGAUGGACGGUCUCCCCGGACCAAUUGGCCCAAAGGGUGAGAAAGGAGAAGGCGGGUUGGAUGGACUUCCCGGAAAAACAGGUCCAAAGGGUGAAGAUGGUGAACGGGGUUUAUCUGGGCGUCCAGGAGAAAAGGGUGAAGCUGGACCUCCCGGGUUGACUGGUUCACAGGGACUAAAGGGAGAUAAGGGAGACCAGGGAGAAAAGGGAAAUAUUGGCCAAUCUGGACAUAAAGGAGAACAGGGAAUUAAGGGCGACACCGGGUUACCUGGUCCACCUGGAACAGCAGGAAGCGUGCAAACUGUAGUUGCAGAACCUGGAAUCCCAGGGCUGCCAGGUGAAAAAGGAGAAAAGGGAGAACAAGGAGAAACUGGAGAAACAGGUCCACAAGGUGUAGCCGGAAUACAAGGUCCUGAAGGCCCUGCUGGACCACAGGGUUUCAAAGGUCAAGAAGGAAUGAAAGGAGAUCCUGGACUGAAAGGUGACAUUGGUCCGCCAGGUCCAGUUGGGCCACCGGGAUCCCGUGGCUUGCCUGGAAACGUGGGGAGUCCCGGAGAAAUGGGGUUGACUGGGAAGGAUGGACAAAAAGGAGAAAAGGGUGAGCCAGGCAGAGAGGGAAGGAUGGGACCUCCUGGUCCACAAGGAGAAAUUGGUCUCGCUGGCUUGCCUGGACUACCAGGGAAAGGCAAGGACGGAGAACCGGGAGAACGUGGCCCAAUGGGUCCGGCAGGACAGUCCGGGAUGAAGGGGGAUAGAGGACCUCCCGGAGUCCCAGGGCAGCCAGGAAGCAGAGGACCCCCCGGUAUAGGAAUCGAUGGCUCUCCAGGUCCAGCCGGAGCCCCAGGAGAGAAAGGAUUACAGGGAAUAAGAGGUUUGAUGGGACCUCCGGGUCCUCAGGGGCCACCGGGACAAGAUGGCUUCCCAGGGAACCCAGGAGAGCGAGGACCUCCCGGUGAACCAGGUCCAGCUUCACUCCUUUCUCCGGGGGAAGUGAGUUUCCUCGUUAAGGAUAUCUGCAGAGACUGCCCACCAGGACCCCCAGGUCUUCCCGGAAUUCCCGGAGUCAAAGGAGAUAAAGGGCUGCGCGGAUCCCCAGGGAGAGACGGAAUCGACGGGAAAAAGGGAGAGGCUGGUGUCACGGGCCCUCCUGGACCAACUGGUUUGGAUGGAAUGAAGGGCAGCAAGGGAGAUCGCGGGGCACACGGAGAGACUGGGCAAAAAGGCGAACAGGGACUUCCCGGAAUGCCUGGUUUUAUCGGAUCACCUGGUAGCCCCGGAACACCUGGAACAGAUGGUCCUCCAGGUCCUAUGGGUCCACCAGGCACCAUGGGAGAAACUGGUAAAGAAGGUCCUCCUGGACCUAAAGGUCCACCCGGAUUACCAGGAUUUACGGGCAUUCAAGGGAAAGAUGGGAAGGAUGGGAAGCCAGGAACCCCAGGGGAGCCGGGAAAGCCAGGAGAACUUGGACCUCCGGGCAGAGAAGGACCUAGAGGGUUGCCGGGCUUCAAGGGACACAGAGGUGAUGCCGGGGGCCCUGGACCCAGAGGAGAACCAGGAGUUCCAGGUCCUCCAGGACGUCAAGGAAACUCAGGAAAGGAUGGAGACCCAGGACCUGCAGGACCCCAGGGACCGCGAGGGAUACGAGGACCGUCUGGUAAAAACGGACAGCCUGGCCCUCCCGGUAAUCCUGGUGCCCCCGGCAUAGCUGGCCCUAAAGGUACCAAAGGAGAUCACGGCACUGCUGGGGUCCCAGGAUUUCAAGGGCCCCAGGGCCCGAGGGGUGAACCUGGAGAGAGUGGAAUUCCUGGCAAAGAGGGAUCACCAGGAAAACCAGGUGAAAAAGGACCUAAAGGAGAAAGGGGAGAUCCUGGCAACAAAGGAGAUAAAGGUCCUCAAGGAGAGAAAGGCACUGCGGGUGAGCCCGGCCCACCAGGACAUAAAGGCCAUACAGGAAUAAUGGGCCCACAAGGACCACCUGGUGAAAGAGGAACAUCUGGAACCCCAGGUUCACCAGGACCCCCAGGAUCAACUGGUCCGAAGGGAGAUUCCCCAUCAACCGAUACGCUACGAAGACUCAUUCAGGAAGAACUGGGAAAGCAGCUGGAAUCUAAACUAGCCUACCUCAUUGCUCAAAUGCAGCCGGCGCCCAUCAAGUCUGCCCAGGGAAAGCCAGGACCCCCAGGGACACCUGGAAAAGAUGGGCGUGAUGGUAGACCAGGUCCACCUGGAGAACCCGGAUUACCAGGACAGAUGGGGCUUGAAGGACCAGUUGGGCCAAUGGGUCCAAAAGGUGACAGAGGAUCAAAAGGAGACAGAGGGGAACCUGGCGUCGGACAGAGAGGUGAAACUGGCCCACCUGGAAAUCCAGGUCAACCUGGGGAACCCGGCUACGCUAAAGAUGGACUACCAGGCACACCAGGCCCUCAAGGAGAACCGGGACUUCCAGGACUUCUUGGACCUCAAGGACCUCCUGGGGUCAAUGGACAGUGUGACCCAUCACAAUGUGCAUACUAUGCAAGUCUGGGUUCAAGACCCAGCAACGUCAAAGGACCCUAAGCGGCCAUUCUAAAUCCCAGAGGACCUGUGGACCUGAAACUUGAAUUUAAUGCUGGUUUCAAGCCUUUAUUCCCGGAGCCCCCGACAAUGUCAGACCUGUCCAUUGGCCUCUUCAACCCUACGGAAACACGUGUUAGGGACAUGGUUGAGUUUCAGUAUUUUUCCGCUUUCGUGUUUGCUUUUUUAACAGACAAAACCAACAAUUACUGCCGGUCGGUCAAAACCAUUCGUUUUCUUAUUUUUACUAUCACUAUUUUUGGGAAGGAACUGUACUUUGAAAUAGUUUUGGUUUUAUGAUAUUCCGGUGCAGCAACAAUCAUGAUUUUAGCUGUC
Spea bombifrons (plains spadefoot toad) is the source of this 5523-nucleotide messenger RNA. It is a transcript of the gene COL22A1, whose product is annotated as collagen type XXII alpha 1 chain. The record is from RefSeq and is a predicted model, not a curated record. The transcript is spliced from 65 exons. NCBI's taxonomy places the organism in Eukaryota, Metazoa, Chordata, Amphibia, Anura, Pelobatidae. The coding region runs from base 331 to 5190 and encodes 1619 amino acids.